Molecule: messenger RNA, 228 nt
Organism: Plasmodium coatneyi
Lineage: Eukaryota; Apicomplexa; Aconoidasida; Haemosporida; Plasmodiidae
Exons: 2
Coding region: 1-228 (75 amino acids)
Source: RefSeq, a predicted model, not a curated record
AUGAAUUUUAACAAACCGGAGUACCCGAGGGGAAAGGGAAACAACAACUCCCUUUCCUCCAAGAUGAUUAACAAGAUGUAUGGCCUGUCAAUUCACAUGUGCGAUUACAUCAUAAGGCCACUCCUCUUUUACUGCUUCACGCCCUUCAUAUUUGGAUACGGACUUCACUACAGUGACGAGUUUACCCUGAACCCAUUUAAACUAAUCCCCAAAAUAUUGAUAGGCUGA